Juglans microcarpa x Juglans regia is the source of this 2246-nucleotide messenger RNA. RefSeq names its product ureide permease 1-like. The coding region runs from base 818 to 2035 and encodes 405 amino acids. The record is from RefSeq and is a predicted model, not a curated record. Gene Ontology annotation, biological process: nitrogen compound transport. Gene Ontology annotation, molecular function: allantoin:proton symporter activity; uracil:monoatomic cation symporter activity. The transcript has 8 exons. NCBI's taxonomy places the organism in Eukaryota, Viridiplantae, Streptophyta, Magnoliopsida, Fagales, Juglandaceae. Gene Ontology annotation, cellular component: membrane.
GACCCACAAACAAGCUAGCUAGAAUCACACACAAAGUGACAAAAAAUAAAACACUCCGAGAAUAUGAAAAUCUGGUGAUGGUCGUACUCCGCACCGGCUUUUAUCAGUAGUAUCAAUUUGAUUACUGUAUUCACUUUUUAAUGUUAAAUAUAGCAACCCAUCCAUAUUUUAAUAUGAAAACUGUUUUACUUUUGAUUCCCCUGUAUUGAGGUUGUGAAUAUUCGGAAUCGAAUCAUGUGCAAGUUGCAUUCCCUAGCAUGAUUUAUGUUGGGUUUUCCUUGUGGACAUCUUCCUGCAAUUUUUUCAAACCACGAGGUCGACUUCUCGCGAUUCUUUGACCCGGAAUUAUAUAAUAAUAUAAAUCCGCCCAUCUCUACCUUGGAUGACUUAUUGCGAGUGAACGUGGGAAACUGUAAAAGAAGCAACUGUAUCUCAGGGAAUCCGCAUCCAAGGUUUCCGAUUCUGAAAGCUCUUUAUAGCUUAUAUGAUUGAUUCGUUACACGGCUUACAUUAUCACCCUCUGUAUCCAAACUGCUCUCUCUAGGUUCUCUGUGUUGCCACUCUCUUGUCCGUUUCUCCCGGUUUUGCACGUAGUAUGGAAACUUCCUACCUAAGAAUCUGAGGUUGUGAAUUUGUGAUCGUGAUUGUGAUGCGUGAUGCGUGCGGAGGAUUUCUUUGGCCUACUUUGGUGUCCCAUGUAGUGGGGUUUGCAUCGGGUUUUGAUCGGAUUUUUCUAGGAGGGUCUCCCUGCUGGAUUUUCAUUGAAUACCUCCUCAAUUACUCCAACUGAGAGGAUUAUACAUCUGGGGAUUUGAAAAUGUAUUUGGUGGAGAGCAAAGGAGGUGCCAUCCUAUGCAUGCUGAUUUCCUUGAUGUUCUUGGGCACAUGGCCUGCUGUUAUGACUCUCCUGGAAAGACGUGGUCGUCUUCCUCAACAUACUUACCUUGACUACUCGAUCACAAAUCUCUUGGCUGCUGUCAUUAUUGCUUUAACAUUUGGGGAGAUAGGCAAGAGCACACCUGCUUCGCCCAAUUUUUUUGUUCAACUUUCUCAGAAUAACUGGCCCUCUGUUUUGUUUGCAAUGGCGGGUGGGGUGGUGCUCAGCAUUGGCAACCUAUCUACUCAGUAUGCUUGGGCUUUUGUUGGUUUAUCAGUGACUGAAGUGAUCACUUCAAGCAUCACUGUGGUUAUAGGCACAACCUUGAAUUACUUUUUGGAUGACAAAAUCAAUAAAGCUGAGAUUCUUUUCCCUGGUGUUGGUUGCUUCUUGACUGCGGUUUGUCUUGGCUCUUUUCUUCAUGCAUCCAAUGCAGCUGAUAAUAAAAAAAAGCUUGAAAGUUUGUCAAGUGAUUAUACAGUUGGAGCCGAGGCUGCAGAUGUUUCCACGUCUAAAGAAACAGUUACAAACAAUGGUAAGGACCUCGAAAAUGGAAGUUAUUCUGCAGAGAAAGCCAAAGCUGGGACUGCAGGUUUUCUCAUAGCACUUGAGAACAGAAGAGCAAUUAAGGUGUUUGGGAAGAGCACCUUGAUUGGACUGACCAUAACUUUCUUUGCUGGUGGCUGCUUCUCUCUAUUCACACCAGCAUUCAAUUUGGCAACAAAUGAUCAAUGGGACACUUUAAAGGAAGGGGUUCCUCACUUGUCUGUCUAUACAGCAUUUUUCUACUUCUCAGUCUCCUGUUUUGUCCUUGCCAUCAUUCUGAACAUCACCUUCCUUUACCACCCUGUACUAAAUUUACCCAGAUCAUCACUUAAGGCUUAUGUGAGAGACUGGAAUGGCCGAGGCUGGGCCUUUUUGGCUGGAUUUUUGUGUGGGUUUGGCAAUGGUCUCCAAUUUAUGGGAGGUCAAGCUGCAGGAUAUGCAGCAGCAGAUGCUGUUCAGGCACUUCCACUUGUGAGCACCUUUUGGGGAAUACUUAUCUUUGGAGAGUAUCGGAAAUCAUCAGGAAGGACAUAUGUAUUACUUGUCAGUAUGUUGUUUAUGUUUAUUGUAGCUGUUGGAGUUCUUAUGGGAUCAUCAGGGCAUCGAAAAUAAGUAGGCUGCCGGAAGGGCAUUGCUAGAAAUUCCACCUUCUUAAAAUUAAUUGCACUCCUCUGGUAUUUCUGGUUGAUGCAUUGCUAUGGUGACGGACGCUGGUUGAUCUUGUGAAUGUCCAUCUAUUCUGAUCAAUAUUGGCUUCUGCUGUCCAUUUUGAGUGUUGAGACAGCAUGUAUCUUUUAGGGAUAUGCAUAAUAAUUACACUGUA